Molecule: messenger RNA, 1350 nt
Organism: Physcomitrium patens
Lineage: Eukaryota; Viridiplantae; Streptophyta; Bryopsida; Funariales; Funariaceae
Product: COP9 signalosome complex subunit 7
Cellular component (GO): COP9 signalosome
Source: RefSeq, a predicted model, not a curated record
AGAGAGGCCCAAGUGCAGACAAGAGCGGGGAGAAGGCAGUGAUCGGCGGAGCAUGAAGCUCUCUCUCGCGUAAGGAAGUGCUCGAUUGAGAAGCUGGAAUCCCAGGAUCAUCGAUCAGGACACUAUCACAGCAGGGCCGUAGGGAUCGCUAGCAGCCAUGGAGGUGGAGCAGAAGCAGGGCGAUUUGGUGCAGCAGUUUGUGUUGCUAGCCACGAGCGCACGGGGUCGCGCUGCCGUCGAGCUCAUCACUCAUGCCACAUCUCACCCGCAGCUAUUCGCCUUCUCUGAGCUUCUCGCCUCUCCGCAUAUCGCUGAGUUAAAAGGAACGGAGCAUUCUGCAUCUUUAGAUCUGCUUCGACUCUUUGCUCAUGGGACCUGGACCGAUUACAAAAAUAAUGCACAGAUGUUGCCUCGACUGGAUCCUCCUCAGGAACUGAAGUUGAAGCAGCUGACUGUAAUGACUUUGGCAGAAACAGCCAAGGUGUUGCCUUAUGAUUUGUUGAUGCAACAAUUGGAUAUUUCCAAUGUUCGGGAGCUUGAAGACUUACUUAUCAACGACUGCAUGUACUCUGGCAUAGUUAGAGGGAAGCUGGAUCAAAGACGUCGUUGUUUUGAGGUACAAUUUGCUGCUGGGAGGGACUUGAGACCAGGUCAGCUCGACAAUAUGAUCGCAACAUUGGCAAACUGGUUGAACAGUUCUGAUAAUUUGCUGCUUACAAUACAAGAGAAGAUCAAAUGGGCGGACAGCAUGAGCGAGCAAGUUCGGCGACACAAGAAGGAAGUCGAAGACAAGGCUGAGGAAAUGCGAAAAUCUAUAAAGGCUGAGAUGGAGUUGCGUGGACAACAAGAUGUUUAUUCCGAUGCUGGGGCUAUCAUGGAUUUUGUUGACGAAGACCGAAGCCGUCCGAAAAGGAGAUGUCUCUGAACGUCAAUUCGUUCUGUGCGAGUUCUACUAAGUGGGGUCCAAUGGGGGCUUUGAUGGGCACGCAGAAGGCGUUAGCUGCAUAUAUACGUUUACGUCAACAUUCUAGGCCGAAAGGGACCUGGCAGUUGCUGGGAAUUAUGCUUGGGGCUGCUUUUGGCGUUGACUUCUGGGUUAAGCUCUCAACAAUAUCUGUACCAUUAGCUGUCGUUGGAGAUCUCUAGUCCUGCACAGUACAUUUUACACGGAUUAGUCCUUUCACGUACUCAUGUAGGUACUCAGAUUUUAUAUAUGUCAGGUAGUAGCGUUAUAUUCCUGAGAAAGUGCGUGGUUAGCAAUCGCUCAUUGAAUUACAGUUGAGCCAUGUGAAAGGUCUUCCAUUCAUGAAUAUGCGUCCUUUUUCGGCGUUUCGCUCGAUGUGGUUGUUU